Rotaria sordida is the source of this 702-nucleotide messenger RNA. Lineage: Eukaryota; Metazoa; Rotifera; Eurotatoria; Philodinida; Philodinidae. The record is from the annotation of a GenBank genome assembly.
AUGGAAUUUACUAUACAAUAUUAUUGUUUGAUUGUUGUUUUCCGUCAAUGGGAUACAAAUAUACGAAUAUUUUCUAGUACUGGAAUACUCGUAACAAUUUCAUCAAACGAAUAUAAUGACACAAGAAACAAGUUAAUACUCGAUAGAUUUUGUUUUGAUAUAAUACCUCGAAUUCAAUACAAUAUUGAAUGUCUUACUCUUAAUCCAUUGUCAAUUGAUCAUGUUCUUUACAUUGGAAAUAAUCCUAAACUUCAUAAACUUAUUCUUGUUAAUCUUCAACUUGAAAUGGGAUCUCGUAUUUUCAAUGGGAAGUCAUCAUUUAUUCACAUCUUUAAACAUCAGAUUUUACAUCUUAUUGUUACAAUUAAUGAUGACAACACAGAUCAAUAUAUAAGCAAAUUAUCCACAAAUGUUUUCAUCACUAUUUUUACAAUGUUUACAAAUUUAACUUAUUUUCAUGUUGGUUUAAAGGACAUUUGCCACUAUCCACCAACAUCAUUUAUUGAUUUUCUAUCUCCAACAUGUUAUCCAUCAAAUCUUAUUCAUUUGAAUGUUGGAGUGCGCAAUUUAAACGAUUGUCUUUGUUUACUUGAUGGACGUCUUUGUCAAUUACAAACAUUUAUUGUUGAAAUUGAUUACAUUUGUAAUGCAUCAAUAAUUAUCAAUAAUACGGGAAAAUAUUUAAAAUUAAAGGAAAAAUAA